Solanum lycopersicum (tomato) is the source of this 1264-nucleotide messenger RNA. RefSeq lists its product as uncharacterized. Lineage: Eukaryota; Viridiplantae; Streptophyta; Magnoliopsida; Solanales; Solanaceae. The record is from RefSeq and is a predicted model, not a curated record. Gene Ontology annotation, molecular function: protein binding.
UUGGAGGCAUUCUUUAGCUCAUUCUUAUCGGUCACUGUGGCUCUUUCUCCUCCUCCUCCUCCAUCAUUGCCUACUUGUUCUUAAGUUGGUGUGUCAACAGGUAAAAUCAGAGUCAACUCCAUUAGUAAAUAAACAAGAGAAUAAGUCUCCACAAGAUUUGCCUCAACUAAUGUCUUUGUCAAAUCACGAGUUCCUUGCAAGUUGGAGAGCUUGGAUUUACCACCUUGCAUAUGAAUCAUCAGGUCAGCAACUUAUGGCAAGGACAAAACAUCGACAGUCUGUACCUGUUCCUAAAACUAAGAAAGAUAGUCUGGGACCUUCACAGGUAAACCACCUGGAUGAAGAUAGCUGGAUAAUAGUCAAGAAGCAGAAAGUUACAAUAUUGGUCCCACCGCUACCUGCUCCUAAGCAGUCCGUGGUGCAUAAUGCUGGAGAAAGCCUGAUACAUGUACCACCGAUUAAAGCUACUGAUAAUCGACCACAACAAGUUGAGAUGCAUACUGAAGCUCAGGUAGUUUGUGAAAGGGAGGUGCCAAAGUCUUUGGCACCUGAAGUUACUAUACCAACAGCUGCCGUAGUAGUUCCACAAAUAAUUUCUCAGUUCCCAAGACCAUUAAGGCAAAGUGAAAGGGAACGUUUAGAAAGUCGACCAAUGCCUAGUUUCAAAACUAAUAGAAGGACUGGUGUUUGCUCCACCUCUAAGAUUACCAAGCCAUCAAUUAUUACUGCUGAUAGGGGUACGAUGAUUAAUAAAAGAAUAAGAGCAAUUAAUCUUGAGCGCAAGCUUCAAAGUGCUGGAGGCUUAAGAAGUUGGCUGGUUUCAAGGGGCUUUGAACAUUUUGUGAACAUCUUUCAGACCAAGAGUAUUAACAAGUAUCAAUUGGCAAAUCUAACCAUGGAAAAGCUCAAGGAGAUGGGUUCGCACGCUGUUGGUCCUAGGAGAAAACUGAUACAUGCUAUUGACUGCCUUUGUCGUCCAUGCUGUUUUGAUCAUCCAAAUCUCAAGAGACGAGAUGGCUUUGUCAAAUGAGAUGCUACUAGUACAGAUUGUUUUACUUUAAAUGUUCAUUACAAACUGAUCAGGCAUGUGCAACAAAGAGGUAGAGUUGUUACUGUCUCUUGUAAAUUUUUCAGAUCUUUAAUUUGGUGCCACUUGCCUGUAGAAGUAUAACAAAAUGCAUUGAACCUCUUAACUGAAAAAUCUUUGAUUUGGUACUGCUGCUGCAUUCUAUCAAUGAAGUGAGAUCAAGAACAUUGAAAAAUA